AUGGCGUUUUCGCCGACGGCGCGCGCGACGCCGGAUGGGUUGGACCUGGUGCUGUUCGACGUCGACGACGACGACGGUGGGUUUGAUUUUAGCGACCACGGCGAGACGGGGACGGACGACGUGCCGUUCGACGCCGACGCGUGGGACGACGUGCUGAAUGCGUUCGACGCGUAUCGCGAAGACGCGAGCGCGUUCGACGUCGACGCGUUCGGAUGCGCGGCUUGGCCGGACUUGGACGGUGAAGCGAAGGACGACGAUGAUUUCGAUGGUUACGAUGCGUCGCGGCGAAACGCGGCCAAGGCGGUGCGCGAACACGUCGCGAGCGCGCUGAGAGACGCGCUGAGCGCCUGCGAGAGCGAAUUGAGCUGGGCGAGCGACGAGGGCGAAUGGGAGACGAAGAGACGCGAAGCGGAGGAUGCGGCAAAGGCGAUCAAGUACGUGCGAUCGCGCGUGUACGCGCGAUUGCGUGCGCUGGGAGCGUCGACCGACACCGCGACGACGAAUCGUUUGAAGAUGUUGCGCGACAUGUUCGUCGCAGAGCUUCGAACGUUCGCCGCGCGCGCCGACGCGCUCGAGCGCCGCGCGGCGGAGACGCUCGUCUCGAAGAACUUAUGCUUGAAUCUGCCCGAUCCGAAGUUGAUGUUGAAGAAGAAGUUCAAUACCACACUCACGAGUGUGCUUGAUUCGUUCGACGCGGCCUUCGAACACGUCGUGGCCAAGGCCAAGACGCCCUCGACCAAGGCGCGCGCCGCCGCAUCUCGACAAUCUGAACAAAAUUCGGGUAACUCAAACGCCGUGGAGCAGCAAACCGCACAGGGAAGACACGAGACGCACGCGAAGAAGAUCUUGUCCGCGUGGCUCUGGGAUCAUUUCUACCCGACGGACGAGCGCUUGAAACCGAUUCCGACGCGCGCGGAAAAAGAAGAUCUCGCGCGCCAGACGGGAUUGACGACGACGCAAGUGGGCGACUGGUUCGUCAACGCUCGCGCACGUUUAUGGAAACCUUACAUCGAAGGCUUAAUUCGCGGCGUGUAUAACGACGCCACGGUGAAGAAAGCGCUCGACUUGCAAGCCGAGGCGGCGGCGUAA
Messenger RNA from Ostreococcus lucimarinus CCE9901, 1089 nucleotides. RefSeq lists its product with no specific name. The coding region runs from base 1 to 1089 and encodes 362 amino acids. NCBI's taxonomy places the organism in Eukaryota, Viridiplantae, Chlorophyta, Mamiellophyceae, Mamiellales, Bathycoccaceae. Gene Ontology annotation, molecular function: DNA-binding transcription factor activity, RNA polymerase II-specific; RNA polymerase II cis-regulatory region sequence-specific DNA binding. The record is from RefSeq and is a predicted model, not a curated record. Gene Ontology annotation, biological process: regulation of transcription by RNA polymerase II. The transcript has a single exon.